UGGCGCUUCUCCACUGACUGGUUUACAAAAGGAGAGCAAAGGUUUAUUUUGAAUGUGUUUUGGAUCAUGCUGAACGAUGAUGAUACCACAGAAACUUUUUAAUUCGAUUGAGCACGUGUCGAUCACGUACCUCAUUUAUGCAGCAUGGACAUAAAUAAAUAAACUUGUUGAAACUCGAUUAGGACCUCACGUCCUGCCAAAAAUGCACUAUCAUCGCAUGCAAAGGGCAAGCUGACAGCAUGUGUGCGAGGAAAAAUGGUGGUGGUCGAGUAGAAAGCGGGUAGAAAUGGGACUUUGAAAAAUCCGGCAAAAAUUUGAUCAUGAUUCGGAACUUAUCACGUUUUCCUUUUCGGGUUUUGUCAUUAACGAAGAAAACUCGAGGGACAAAGAUUUGUGGAGGAUCUUUGUUACAACAUCGACAUGUACACAACGAAAGAAUGGUUAAAGUGCCGGACUUUUCACAGGAGUUUAAGGGACAGGACAAUUCAUUCCCUUGCCUGACGGAACAAUCCCCUCGAUCAAGCCAUUUUGGUGCAGAGCCAAUGUAUUCUAAAGUAAAUUCAGGCUAUAAGACAUUCUUGAAUGAUGAACCAUUUCACUUUAAGUAGAAUGAUGGUGUCAUACCACAGUUACAAGUAGCAUACGAAACAUGGGGUGAAUUGAAUGAGGCAAAGGACAAUGUUGUUCUCUUGUGUACUGGCUUGUCUGCCUCAUCACAUGCUAAAAGUCAUCUGGAUAAUCCAACACCUGGCUGGUGGGAGAACUUUGUUGGUCCUGGCUGUGCUUUGGACACUGAUAAGUUUUUCAUCAUUUGCUGUAACAAUUUGGGAGGAUGUUAUGGCUCAAGUGGGCCUUCAUCAAUAAAUCCACUGACUAAUAAGCCUUAUGCUACAACAUUUCCCAUAGUCAGUGUGGAUGAUAUGGUCCAUGCAUUCUUUCUCACACUGGAUUCUCUGGGUAUCCAAAAGGUUCAUGCUGUAGUUGGUGCAUCUUUAGGAGGCAUGUCCUCGCUCAUGUCUGCUGCUCUGUACCCAGACAGAGUAGGGAGGGUGGUGUCAAUCUCUGCUUGUGCCCAGUCUCACCCAGCAUCCAUAGCUCUCCGUUAUGUUCAACGCAGAGUUCUCAUGAGUGAUCCUAACUGGAACAAAGGCUUCUAUUAUGAUGGACCCUACCCUAGGCUAGGAAUGAAGCAUGCUCGGGAAGUAGCCACCAUCACGUACCGCAGUGGCCCUGAAUGGGAGCAAAGGUUUGGGCGGAAACGCAUUGAUGCUGAAGUGUCUCCAAACCUUUGUCCUGAGUUUGAGAUUGAAAGCUACCUUGAUUAUCAGGGAGACAGUUUUUGUUUCAAGUAUGAUCCCAACUCGCUUCUUUACAUAUCAAAGGCAAUGGACCUGUUUGACCUGGGAGAAGGCUUCAGUUCACUUGUGGAAGGUGUAGCACGUGUUCAGUGCCCCACCCUUGUGUUGGGUGUGCAAUCAGACGUGCUUUUUCCAGUUACUCAGCAGAGAGAAAUUGAGAGACUCCUGAAGGAAGCUGAAAACCAUAAAGUGACCUAUUAUGAACUACCUUCUAUAUAUGGUCAUGAUACAUUUCUGUUAGAUGUUGUGGCUGUUGGCGCAGCAGUGAAGGGACAUAUCGAGACAGACCUGAAGAUUCACGGGAAAGGGAACAUUUCACCAGUGAAAAAAAGCAAGAAUUUUUGACGACAACGAAGUGUCUCAUGUGACAUCACCACCUUCCCGUCAUGCUUUGUACAUUUCUUGACUGUCACCAACGGUUUUACUGAUAGUACAACUAUCAUUUGUUUCCAAUGCGCAAACUAACGCAACACUGAUUUUUUAAUUUUAAGGAUCAAAUUGCUAGGGUUAGAGCUAUCUCAGUUAAAAAUUAGUGCCGCUAAGUAGUAGACAACCAAAUUUUCUUAGUUAACUUAUUCUAAUUAUUUAUUUAGUAAGAUAUCGGGUUUACAGAAACAAGUUCUAUUAUGUUUUAUGGUCGAAAUUUUGACAAGAAGUGAUAUUUGAAAUAAUUCUUAAUUGACCUAUGGAUGAAAAGUUGAUGAACGGAUAAUCACAGGUAAAUUAACAAUUACCGUCGAAUGCGCCCAUACAGGUCAGUGGGCCUUAUUACCCAGUGGACUAACAGAGAAUGAGUCAGGAAAAUACGUCAAGAUAGCUUCUGAGAUUGAGACGACGAAAAAUCCCACCAUUAGAAAUGGUGAAAAAUGAAAGUAAUACAGUGUAUGUUCAAAUUUUUCAAGAUAUCUUUAUGUACUGACUUUAGUUCGGUUUAACUCAUGUUGUGUACAAGGAAUUGCACGUGAAGGGUAAAGUCAUUAGUAGAAAAUGCCAACGCACGUGGGACUUGCUUGGAAAAUUGACUAUUAGUAGAGAUCGCAGUAGCAUUUGGUCCAUGCGAAAUUUUUCCAGUAAGGUACGAUUUCGAAAUAAGUGAAGGUUGUUUCCUGGAAAAUGUCUUGUAGUGCGGCAAGGCCGCAGUGACAAGUUAGUAAAUAAAUAAUGAAAAGUUCUAAAGUCAAAGAAACGGAUAUUUAACAAAGCAGUUGAAGCAGAAAAUAAAGAUGAUAUGGGGAUCUCUUCAA
Messenger RNA from Stylophora pistillata, 2602 nucleotides. RefSeq lists its product as uncharacterized. Gene Ontology annotation, biological process: L-homoserine metabolic process. NCBI's taxonomy places the organism in Eukaryota, Metazoa, Cnidaria, Anthozoa, Scleractinia, Pocilloporidae. Gene Ontology annotation, molecular function: homoserine O-acetyltransferase activity; L-serine O-acetyltransferase activity. The record is from RefSeq and is a predicted model, not a curated record. Gene Ontology annotation, cellular component: mitochondrion.